AUGGGAAAAGCAAAGAAAACGCGCAAAUUCGCGGCCGUUAAGCGCAUGCUCAAUCCAAAUGACAUCCGACUGAAAGAAAACCAAGCUAAACAAGCCAAAAAAGAGGCCGAGGCGAAGGAAAAGGCCGUGCGCCGGGUUACGACGCCCGCCUCCUCUAUGUUCCUGGCCCAAAACACCUCGCUUGUGCCCCCGUACCGCGUGCUUAUCGACACGAACUUUAUCAACUUCAGCUUGCAGAACAAAUUGGAGCUUAUGGGAGGAAUGAUGGACUGUCUGUACGCGAAGGCUAUACCGUGUGUGACGGACUGUGUCAUGGCGGAGUUGGAGAAGUUGGGAGCAAGAUACAGGGUUGCGCUAAAAAUUGCCAGGGAUCCACGCUUCGAACGGCUAAAGUGCGACCACAGGGGCACGUAUGCUGAUGACUGCAUCGUCCAACGUGUGCAAGCCAAUGCCAUCUACAUCGUCGCCACCUGCGAUCGCGAAUUACGCCGCAGGAUACGCAAAGUACCCGGUGUUCCCCUCAUGUACAUCGUCCGAAGGAGAUAUGCUAUUGAGCGCCUGCCGGAUCAAGGUGCCCCGGCUUAA
Molecule: messenger RNA, 585 nt
Organism: Peniophora sp. CBMAI 1063
Lineage: Eukaryota; Fungi; Basidiomycota; Agaricomycetes; Russulales; Peniophoraceae
Source: the annotation of a GenBank genome assembly